AUGUCAUUAGUCAAAUGGAAACGGAUGAGAUCUUCGAACGGUUUUAAUAAGAAUCCUACAACAAAAAGUAAAAAAUUAACAAAAAUUGACAGAAAAACCAAAACGAUGUUAGAUCUUUUGAGGCAAAAUCUUUUUUUAUUGACUACUUUUGUUAUUGCUAAUGCAUUUAAUGCAAUGGCCGCUCCCGUGCCUGAUGAAAUGAAUCCUGGUUUGGUAGUCCGUGAUAUGUAA
This is a messenger RNA of Cetraspora pellucida, 231 nucleotides long. The record is from the annotation of a GenBank genome assembly. NCBI's taxonomy places the organism in Eukaryota, Fungi, Glomeromycota, Glomeromycetes, Diversisporales, Gigasporaceae.